AAUUGGUUAUGUAUCCAACGGAAGUCUCAUGACGUUGCGGAAGCCGGACGUGGCGCGUCUCCAAAUUCGCGAGCCAACCACGGGACCACAUGAUUCAGUCCAACGCUAGGGACCCACCGCACUUCGCUUCUUCCGGCCGGUGCCGCACACACAAAAAAAGAGGGCGGGAAAUCUGCCCCACCAUCGCAUCAAACGUCUUGGAUCACCUUUGAGGAAGGUUUGAGCCAGAGCCGAGGAGUGAAUUUUCCUCCUGCAACCCCGCUACAGCAAACGCCAACAUCGCCCACCAUGAACGGCGAAGACCCCCAAGAGCGGCCAGAGCAGAUCCGCAACAUAAUCAACGGACUCGAACGGUAUAACCCGCAGGCUGCCGAGAUUCUCGAGGGAUACCUCCAACAGCAAUGCGAGGAGAAGUUCUGCGACUGCAAUGCCAAUAGGGCGCUGCUCAAACUUUACCAGCUCAACCCCGACCGGAUCAAGGAUGAAGUCGUAACCAACAUCCUGGUCAAGGCCAUGACACAAUUCCCCUCGGCUCAGUUUAGCCUCGCUCUCCAUCUUCUCUCCCCAUCGCACUCCAACCCGGGGCCCAACUCCUCUUCAGAUCUCACCGAGGCCGUCUCCAAGCUACGGGAUUUAAACUUGCAGCUGGAAAGCGCCCAGUAUGCCCGCUUCUGGGCGACGAUGGACAGUGACGACAUCUACGCAGACUUGACUACGGACAUCGCAGGCUUUGAGGAGAUGAUCCGGGUGCGAAUCGCCCAGUUGGUCAGCCAGGCAUACCGGGAGGUGGAGGUCAGCGUGCUCGAAAGCUGGUUGGGGCUGGACAGCGAGGACGAGGUUAAGAAGUUUGCGAUCGAGACGUGCGGCUGGAGGAUUGGUGACAAUGGCAUGAUCCAGAUCCCCAGGAACCCGGAGAACGAGGCGAAGAAGACUGAGAUCAAGGAGGACGUCACAAUAGACAUGUUCAGCCGGGUCAUCAAGAGGGCAUGGGAGGAGAGCGCCUAG
Messenger RNA from Canariomyces notabilis, 1005 nucleotides. RefSeq names its product ARM repeat-containing protein. Gene Ontology annotation, biological process: regulation of translational initiation. Gene Ontology annotation, cellular component: cytoplasm; eukaryotic translation initiation factor 3 complex. The record is from RefSeq and is a predicted model, not a curated record. Lineage: Eukaryota; Fungi; Ascomycota; Sordariomycetes; Sordariales; Chaetomiaceae. Gene Ontology annotation, molecular function: translation initiation factor activity; ribosome binding. The transcript has 2 exons. Bases 289 to 1005 code for a protein of 238 amino acids.